AUUCCAAUGCAAGACCCUAGAUAGCACAUUCCUUCGCCCACAAACCCAUGUUCCAGCUGAACCUUGCGUUACCGAGACGUUCGACAGGAGAUUAUGAUGAGCUGACAAAGACGCUUGCAUAACGCUAUCUCUUGCCCACCAUAGGGAGGUAUGCUCAUACAAAUAAGUUCACUCAUGUCACAUUUUAAGUUCUAAUUGAAGCAAGCACUGUUUCGUGUGAGUGGCUUGCAUACUGUCACCUUCCUCCCCAUCGAUCUUCCCGCCGUCGCCCACAUUCCCAAAACAGCCGCCGCCAUGCUCAUCACUCCCAGCCUUCUGGGGAGCCUCCUCGCCCUAAUGGGCGGCGCAGCCUACGCUGCUGACUCGGAGCAGACCAGUGAGGUCGGUGAGACUGUCAAGGGUGAUUACUUGGCUCAGGAGGCGUUUCAGCUCACGGACGCCUCACUUCCCCAGAUUGAUGAAAUCGAUCCCGAUCAUGCAUCGCUCUUCUACCCCGAGAAUGUCUCCACCAAGCGUCGAAGUCUUAGUUCGCGCACUGAGACGAAAUGCAAGACGUUUCCUGGGGACUUUCUCUGGCCGAAGGAGCCUGUUUGGAAGUUGCUUGACUUGAUCACUGGUGGCGCUCUCAUCAAGACUGUUCCCAUUGCAGCUUCAUGCUACGAUAACCUUGGUGUUUACAACAAGGCUCGAUGUAGUUAUGUCACUGACAAUUGGUCCAACUCCUCUCUGCAUAUCGCCGACCCAACCUCUGUCAUGUACCCUUUGUACGAAGGUCGCACAUGCCAGCCGGGCGAGGAAGUCACAGGAAACUGCACCCUUGGUGGCUACCCAUCCUACGUCGUCGAUGCGCAAAACGUUUGCCACAUACAAUUGGCUGUCAACCUAGCCCGGUCGCUUAACAUGCGACUUGUCAUCAAGAACACUGGCCACGACUUUAAUGGGCGAUCUGCCGGUGCCGGCGCCUUGUCGAUCUGGAUGCAACGCUUCAAGGGUAUCCAGUUCUUCAAGACCUACAAGACCAAGGGUUAUAGUGGACCUGCCCUCAAGGUUGGAGCUGGUGUCCUUGGUGCUGAGCUUUAUCAGGCUGCUGAGAAGUAUGGUGUCACUGCUGUUGGAGGUGAAGGUUUGAGUGUCGGCUUUGCUGGAGGAUACCUAGCUGGCGGUGGACACUCGCCCAUGUCCCCUCUCUACGGAAUGGGUGCCGAUCAGAUUCUCAGCAUCGACGUUGUGACCGCCGAUGGCCAAUUUGUCACUGCCAACCAGGACGAGAACACCGAGCUCUUCUGGGCCCUCAGCGGCGGUGGCGGAAGCACAUACGGUGUCGUCACCUCAUACACCGUCAAGGUAUUCCCCAAGAUCAAGGCCUCCGUCAUGACAUUCUCUUUCGGCACCAGCGAUACAGUCUCGUACGAUACCUUCUGGAAGGCUGUAAAGGCUUACUGGAAGGCAAUUCCUACCUUCAACGAUGCUGGUAACUAUGAGUACUGGGGUGUCUUCCAUGGAGCUGGUGACGGCCUCAUCUUUUCUUUCUUCCCUUGGUUUGCGCCCAACCAUACUCUUGCUGAGUUGAAGACUUUGACUGCACCACUUUUCAAGACCUGGAAGGACCUUGGUAUCGAGCCCGAUGUUACCGCGUCUGAGCAUGAUACUUUCUAUGGAGCUUGGUCGGUCGGAUUCCCUCGUGAGUCUGUUGGUGGUGCCAAGACUAAGACUGCUGGUCGUCUCUUCCCUACUGAGAACCUCGUAGACUCAGUUAAAUUCGACCAGACCUUCAGUGCACUCAAGGGUCUUUCCGAUAAGGGGGGUGAUUUAAUUGGCUUCGGUAUCACAGGAGGGCCAGGACCUUACCCCGAUAACGCUGUCAACCCUGCUUGGCGAGGCGCUGCUAUGUGGGCCAUUUCUGUCAUUAACUUCCCCGAGGGCAGCUCAUGGGAUGUCGUUGCUGAGAGGAGCAAGACAUUGACAAACGAUUGGAUGAAGCCGUGGAGGGAUGUGACACCUGGCGGAGGUGCAUACGCCUCUGAGGCUGAUGUCACUGAGCCUAACUUCCAGCAGUCCUUCUAUGGUGCUGAUAAGUAUAAGAAGCUUCUUACCAUCAAGGACAAGGUCGACCCUAACGGUCUGUUCUAUGCGCUGCAGGGUGUUGGUAGCGACCGGUGGUAUGUCACGGAUCAAGUUCCUGGUGUUCCUACCCAGAAUGGUCGUCUCUGCCGCGUGUAGAGCGAAGGCCACCGCACAUCGCGGAGACCGCUAGAAAGAUAUCUGACCUAAUUCGCGUAUCCCAUUCUGCCGUUGUACAUAGUCGAGAAGAUCGCUUUUCAUACAUAUAAUGCAAGAGAGUAGCCCAUACAAUUAGACAUUGAGUCAUCACAAAGCUUGUUCCUUAAUAUCCUAAUUCGGUGCCGCGUCACUCACCAAAGGGUGAGCGUCAACUUGCCGAAAGUCCAUUAUGCGGUCAACAAACAAGUCAUUAAAACGCUUUGCAUGAUGACAGCAGAAAACAACAAUUA
Fusarium verticillioides 7600 is the source of this 2510-nucleotide messenger RNA. RefSeq lists its product as hypothetical. The record is from RefSeq and is a predicted model, not a curated record. Gene Ontology annotation, molecular function: FAD binding; oxidoreductase activity. The coding region runs from base 295 to 2220 and encodes 641 amino acids. NCBI's taxonomy places the organism in Eukaryota, Fungi, Ascomycota, Sordariomycetes, Hypocreales, Nectriaceae. The transcript is spliced from 4 exons.